AUGCGGCUACUGCAACGAGAUAACGCCAACAACUACACCCUCACCGCCGAUCUGCCCCCUGACGACACGCCCCCCUAUGCAAUCCUUUCCCACACCUGGGGCACCGACGAGGUCAUCUACAACGAUGUCAAAACGAGUUCCAAUGACUGGCAACAGAAAGCCGGCUACGAUAAGAUCAAAUUCUGCGCCGAUCAGGCCAGGCGACAUGGCCUGCAGCAUUUCUGGGUAGACACUUGUUGUAUCGACAAAUCUGACGCCAUCGAACUCCAGACGGCAAUCAAUAGCAUGUUCAGAUGGUACCGUGGCGCGAAGGGAUGCUACGUUUUCUUGCCCGACGUCUCUUAUCCAUCGAUGUACGGUCCUUCGACAUCCAGUCGGCAGCCAGGCGUGGCACCGUGGGAGACAGCUUUCCGAGGCAGUCGGUGGUUUACGCGCGGCUGGACACUUCAAGAGCUCAUCGCCCCGCAGACUGUCGAGUUCUACUCCAAGGAAGGUGUUUUCUUGGGCGACAAGAGGUCACUAGAGGCUGUCAUACGCGACGUGACAGGUAUUCCAGCAAGGGCUCUACGGGGCACACCAUUGUCUGACUUUACGACUUCCGAACGAGAGGCAUGGGCUCGCAACCGGGAAACAAAGUACGAGGAAGACAUGGCAUACUCGCUACUUGGGAUAUUCGGCGUCCACAUGCCACUCAUCUAUGGCGAGGGUCGCGAACAAGCACAGAGAAGAUUGCGAGAAGAGGUCCAGAGAUCUGUAAAAGGCACUCAUUAUGACCGAUUCUCGAUCAGCUUCAGCCUUUCGGGCGUCCCUGACACUCCACAUUUCGUAGCAAGAGAUGCAGAAGUAGCCGAGAUGCGGAGAAUGCUGUGCUCGGAUGGGAGCCGUCGCAUUGUCGUACUCCAUGGUCUCGGGGGCAUCGGCAAGACACAGCUCGCUGCGACAUAUAUCAACCGAUAUCGGGACGAGUACUCGGCCAUCUUCUGGCUCAAUAUCAAGGACGAAGCGUCCAUUCAGCAGAGCUUUGCAAGGAUCGCAACCCAAAUCCUUGAGCAGAAUGCCGACACCGGCAGCCUCAAGGGGCUGAACCUACAGCAAGACCACGACAAGAUUGUUCAGGGCGUAAAGGCGUGGCUCAGCUUGCCAGGCAACACCAGAUGGCUGAUUGUGUACGAUAACUACGACGACCCAAAGCUUCCAGGGCGGAAAUCCGAUGCAGCGGUUGACAUACACCAGUUCCUGCCGAUGGCACAUCAGGGCUCCAUAGUGAUCACAACACGGCUGUCGCAAAUCGACAUAGGACACCACAUUCGACUUGAGAAACUCGAAUCCCAAUACGAGAGUCUGCAAAUAUUGUCAAAGGCAUCUGGCCGGAAUGGCUUACAAGACGAUGGUGAUGCACAAGAACUUGUGCGAGAACUGGACGGGCUUCCCCUCGCUCUAGCAACAGCGGGAGCAUAUCUGAAGCGCGUCCCGAUUAGCAUACGCAAGUACCUUCGUUACUACCAGGAAUCUUGGGCAAGACUUACCGGUGAUCUGCAUCUCGGAUCCUAUGCAGAUCGUACCUUGAGUUCAACAUGGCAGCUGUCGUAUGAGCAUGUUCAGGCACAGAACCCACUUGCUGCUGAUCUGCUCCGGUGGUGGGCCUACUUCAACAACGAAGACAUAUGGUUCGGUCUUUUCCGGGCUAGAAGCGGAAUGGGCCCCGUGUGGAUGAAACAGCUUUCAAAAGAGCUCAACUUCAACGACGCGAUGGGUGUACUUUACGACUACGGCCUUGUCGAGCCCACAGCCAUAUUCCAGGAGAUACAAGGGUACAGUAUACAUGGUUGUCUGCAUUCUUGGACGAUCCAUAUAUUGAACGAGGAGUGGGACGGCUGCUUGAACAAGCUUGCAGUCGAAAGCGUGGCGUCGCAGCUUCCAUCCAACGCUGAAGCUGAAUAUUGGCUGCUUCAGAAGCGACUAAUUCCACAUGCUAUACGGUCUUGUUCAACAGUACAGGAGAGCGAUCUUCCUUCGAAUUGGGCUUUCCAUUCUCUAGGCGAUCUUUACUCUGAUCAGGGGAAGCUGGACGAGGCCGAGAAGAUGUACUUGCGGGCUCUUUAUGGACAAGAGAUGGCGCUUGGACAGGGGCACUCAUCAACACUUGAUACAGUCAACAACCUUGGAAUCCUUUACUCGCAUCAGGGCAAGCUGGGCGAGGCCGAGAAGAUGUACUUGCGAGCGCUCUAUGAAACCGAGAAGGCGCUCGGACCGGAUCACACAUCAACACUCGACACAGUCAAUAACCUUGGGAACCUUUACAAAAAUCAGGGCAAGCUGGACGAGGCCGAGAAGAUGUACUUGCGAGCGCUCCAUGGAUACGAGAGAGCUGUGGGACUUGAUAAUGUCACGACAUGCCGACCAGCGAUUAACACCCUUUCGAACCUAGGAUCUUUACGCUCAGAACAGAACCGUGUGAGUGAAGCGCGGCAAUAUUAUCAACGUGCUCACGAUGGUCUUGAGCAGCUCCUCGGGCCUUCGCACCCGGCUGUCCAAUCAGCGCGACAAACUCUCGAGCUUACACAUGUCGCCCGUGAAGCUGGGACGUCUUCGAGUGAUGAUCAACAUUUGGCAGAUCCAACACAACCCCAGGUGUCGAAGGCGAGGCGACGAGACAAGCUGAAGCAGGUCCUAGGUCUUCAUAUGAAGUAGAAAAGUCAGCAGGAUGUCAUACAAUGUACCGUAUUUGCUCAUGAUUUCAGUUCAAUGUCACGAACAAAGCCGUUGAUGGAAUUGCUGCUCUCUUGUCGUUUGUGGCCGACAAUAUAGGCGCGCAGUCGUCCAUAGCGGGUCACAGUUUUGGGCUCGAGCGGGGCUUACUUGAUUGAUGAGGAGCCGGGACUGAAGCCGCUCCUGCAAAAGGAACCCACC
Microdochium trichocladiopsis is the source of this 2910-nucleotide messenger RNA. RefSeq lists its product as uncharacterized. The coding region runs from base 1 to 2691 and encodes 896 amino acids. Gene Ontology annotation, molecular function: protein binding; ADP binding. NCBI's taxonomy places the organism in Eukaryota, Fungi, Ascomycota, Sordariomycetes, Xylariales, Microdochiaceae. The record is from RefSeq and is a predicted model, not a curated record. The transcript is spliced from 3 exons.